AUGCCCUCCGACGAGCCCGCCGCGGCCGUGCGAGGCAUCGUCUUUCGUCCGCAGCGCUACACGUUGGAGGCGCUGCACCAGGACGAGCCGCGGCCACCGCAGCGGCACGAGGACGGCCGGCUGACCUACGCCUUUCGCGGCGGCGAGUCGCUGGUGCUUCGCCGACUGCUGGAGGACCACGGCUACCUCCCGUCGCCGACGGCCGACGCGGACCUCGUCUGGUCGAGCGGCCACGUCGGUCCCGAGACGCUGCUCUCGCUGCCCCGGCACGCAAAGGUGAACCACUUCCCUCGGUCGGGAGUGAUCACGCGGAAGGACCUGCUCGUCCGGACGAUCGCGAUGCUGCGCGCGCGGUGCGGACGCGCCGCGUACGAGUACCUGCCCCUCUCUUUUGUGCUCCCCGCCGACGCUGCCGCUUGCACAGCCGCGAUGGGCCGCGACGGCGGCGCGACUUGGAUUGCAAAGCCGAUCGCGUCGAGCCAGGGCCGCGGCAUCUCGCUGCUGGGCAGCUCGGCCAAGCUGCCGGUGGGGGAGGACUGCGUGGUCUCUCGCUACGUGGCGCGGCCCCUCCUGAUCGACGGGUACAAGUUCGACCUCCGCCUGUACGUCGCCGUCUCGUCCUUCGAGCCGCUGCGCGCGUAUGUCUUCGAGGAGGGCCUCUGCCGCUUCUCGACGGCGCGCUACUCCGACCCAGCGGACGGGGGCUCGGCGGCGGACGCGGACGUGUUUGCCCACCUCACAAACUACUCCAUCAACAAGCGGUCCUCCCACUUCGUGCCGAACGCCGACGCGGCCGACGACGGCUUCGGCUCAAAGUGGUCCCUCUCGGCGCUCAAGCGCUGCCUCGCGCGCAACGGCGUCGACGUGGCCGCGCUGUGGCGUCGGGUGGACGACUUGCUGCUGCGCACGCUGAUCGCGGCCGAGCCGUCGGUGGCGGCGGCGGGGCGGCAGGUCGGCACCGCUGGCGGGCGCGCGUCGUGCUUUGAGCUCCUCGGCUUCGACGUCCUCAUUGACGAGGGUCUCAAGCCCUGGCUGCUCGAGGUGAACUUGUCGCCGUCGCUCGGCGCCGACACGCCGCUAGACCUCAAGGCAAGGCGCGCCGGCGGCUUCCGGCGCCUCUUCCCGCUCGCCGGCGGCGGCGAGUAUUUGCUGCUCUUCGCGCAGCACCGGCCUCUCAACGCCGCGCUCGUGCGAGAGCUCGACGCGAGGUGUGCGCGGGCGGCGCAGGCGGAGGACGAGGCGGAGGAGGAAGCCGCCGACGCCGAGGACGCCGCCGGUGGGGCGCAGGGGCGGGGCGGCACGGCGGGGGCGGGGCCGAGAGGGGCGGGGCCGGGCGGGGUGGAGGUGGCGAAGGAGAGCCGCCGCCACCUUGCGCCCCGCGACCGCUGCGAGAGCAUCGUCGUGGGGCAGAGAACGACGGGCGAGGCGCGAGAGGCCGCCGUCGUGAGCCUGUCAGCCGAGUGA
Emiliania huxleyi CCMP1516 is the source of this 1464-nucleotide messenger RNA. RefSeq lists its product as hypothetical. Gene Ontology annotation, cellular component: cilium. The transcript has 7 exons. Gene Ontology annotation, biological process: protein polyglutamylation; microtubule cytoskeleton organization. Gene Ontology annotation, molecular function: tubulin-glutamic acid ligase activity; tubulin binding. The record is from RefSeq and is a predicted model, not a curated record. Lineage: Eukaryota; Haptophyta; Isochrysidales; Noelaerhabdaceae. The coding region runs from base 1 to 1464 and encodes 487 amino acids.